GUGGGUGGAACUGAGUGACGUCACACAGCAGCCCGAAGAACGCGCAUCUGUGCAGAACUUUGCACUGUCAAAGUCUGCAAUCUAGCCGGCGAAAAUUCUCGUGAACGCAGCCACGGACGAACGGACGGACGGACAGACAGACAGACAGACAGCCCGCCCGCCCCACUGUAUAAUGUUCAUUUUGACACAGCUCUAUAAUUCCUUCUUGUUUUACAUUCCACAUUUUAAAAAAGUUUUAUUUAUUACAAAAUAUUAAAAGUUAUUAUUGGAAUAGAUGUACCUGUUUAUAGAGUAACAGACAAAAAAUGAAAAAAACAAAACAAAACAAAAAUUAGCGUUUCGGUGUUCCAUUACCUGGGCCUUGGGACGGGAGUCUGCUUCUAUUCCAGAGUGCGCAAUACGUCAAUAGCACUGAACCUCCACUACGCUCCGCACGCAGCACCCAUCAGCAGAACGAGCGUCGCGGUGCCUAACCAGCACAGACUGCGAUUCUGGAUCUCCGCUGCUCGACUGAGUGAGAGGCUGCGGCGAGCACAGUGCAUGCGCAGCACCGAGUCAAAGAUAUCAAGGAAUCGCAGCACCUGGAAGACGUGGUGUUGUUAUACAGGCAGGCUUGCACUGUGAUUGGCUGCUGCUGUCGCCAUGGCGAUGCGAGAGCUGGUGGAGGGGGAGUGUGGGGGGGCCAACGCCCUGAUGAAGCUGACAACUCACAUGACCCAGGACAGAACGCUGCGGCCGGAGGGGGUGUCGGCCUGGGAGCACCGGGGGGGCGGAGCCACAGCCAGCGUCCCCAAGCCAGUCGCUGUGUGCACAGAGGAUGAGCUGGUCAGCGAGAGUUCCACCAGGGUGGGAGUCUCCGCCCUCUCCAGAGCGCCACCCACUUUCAAGAUGGACGACCUGCUGGCAGAGAUGCAAGAGAUCGAGCAGGCCAGCUAUAGACACGCCCCCCAGAGAGCCCCUGGAGUGGCAGCGCUCGCCCUGUCAGGUGACUGGACUCAGGAGUUCCUCACCACUGAAUCCUCUGCAGCCAAUCAGCAGCUUCCUCAUGAACCGGCUGAAUCUGAUUGGACCAGAGAGUUCAUCGCUGACACUGCCGAGACACAAAGUCUGGGGUUCGCGAGGCCAGGUUCAGGUGGGGAGUAUUUGGAGCAGUCGGAGGAAAAGCUGUGGCUCGGAGACUUUGAAAGACAAGAGAAAGAGUGGACAGAGGAGUACCGACCCCCAGAUGACCUCAGAGACACGGCCAAUCAGCUGCUGGCAAAGGUGGACGACCCCAAACUGCAGAACACAGAGUCGUCGGUGGAGUCCUGGGUUGAUGAGUUCACCAAGGCCCCAGCCCUCGUCUCAGACACAGACUUUGAGAAGGCCCGCGCUGCAGUGGAGUCGGACGUGGAUUUCUGGGAUAAGCUGCAGGUAGAGUGGGAGGAGAUGGCAAAGAGAGACGCAGAGUCACACCCCUGGCUCUCGGAGUUCGACGAGAUUGUCACAUCGUCAUAUGACAAGGGGUACCAGUUCGAGAGUGAGAACCCGCUGCUUGAGCAUCCCGAGCCCUUUGAGGAGGGGCUGCGCCGGCUCCACAGGGGGGACAUCCCCAACGCAGUACUGCUGUUCGAGAGCGCAGUCCAGAGGGACCCCCAGCACAUGGAGGCGUGGCAGUAUCUCGGAACCUCUCAGGCUGAGAAUGAGCAGGAGUUGGCUGCUAUCAGUGCCCUCCGCAGGUGCCUGCAGCUCCAGCCUGAUAACCUGGUGUGCCUCAUGGCUCUGGCUGUGAGCUUCACCAAUGAGUCUCUGCACAAGCAGGCCUGCGAGACGCUGCGGGACUGGCUGAGACACAACCCACGCUAUGGUAGCCUAGUGAGGGAGCGCGAGAGUGGGAGUGCGUGCGCGAGCGGGGCGCACAGAAGAGCAUUCGGGUCCCUGCUGCCAGACUCUCUCUUCUCAGAAGUCCAGUCUCUCUUCCUCGCCGCGGUCAGUUUGGACCCAUCUCAUAUUGAUCCGGAUGUGCAGUGUGGGUUGGGGGUUCUGUUCAAUCUUAGCAGCGAGUUUGACAAGGCCAUCGACUGCUUCAACACUGCACUGAGCGCCAGACCAGAGGACUAUCUCCUCUGGAAUAAGCUGGGUGCCACUCUUGCUAACGGCAGUCGCUCGGAGGAGGCGGUGGAGGCCUACAGGCGAGCGCUGGAACUGCAGCCAGGCUUCAUCCGCUCCCGAUACAACCUGGGCAUCAGCUGUGUGAACCUAGGGGCGCACAGGGAAGCUGUCGAGCACUUCUUGGAAGCACUGCGCCUCCAACGUUCUGCCAGUGGGGAGGGGCUUGCCAGGGAGGGGGGCAGGACCUCUGCACAGGGGGGAGGGGCCACCUCAGACAACAUCUGGAGCACACUCAGAAUGGCCCUGUCCAUGAUGGGGGAGAGCAGCCUGUACAGUGCCGCAGAUCAGCGAGACCUGGACACCCUGCUGAGAGAGUUCGGCCUGGAGAGGGAGGGGGAAUGAGUGGGCUGGGGGGGAGUGAGGGGGCGCGGACCAGCCUGCGAGUGUGAAGCCCACGGGCACACCCACUGUUCAGGAGAGCGGAGAGACUGGGACUGACGUAACUGCACCACACCUCGGCCAUGUUGGCUCCAGGUUCCCUAUAGAUAGACAGGAGGUCGGCUCUGUGGUGGAUCCACAAUGAUGUCAGUUUCUGCAAGUGGACUCAUGAGGACAUUUGGUACAGUGAAGCGGAGGGAGGGGAAAAGGACAAUAUGCCACUGUUAUACAUGUAAUAAUACAACUGUACCCCAGUGUUGGACAUCUUGGCUACAUCUUCACUGUAUGCUUCACUGUAUUUUAUACAGACUGACUUCAUACUGGAGCCACACUGGAGCCACACUGCCUUCCUCCCCCCAGUACCUCCUCAGCUGUAACCAACAGAGCCACGCUGCUUCUCUCCCUCCCAGUCCCUCAGCUCUAACCACCAGAGCCACGCUGCUUCUCUCCCCCCAGUACCUCCUCAGCUCUAACCACGAGCCAGACUCCCUCCCUCCUCAGCUUUGAACAGUUAUACAAUACAUUGUAAU
Messenger RNA from Polyodon spathula (Mississippi paddlefish), 3059 nucleotides. RefSeq names its product peroxisomal biogenesis factor 5 (gene pex5). Gene Ontology annotation, cellular component: cytosol; peroxisomal membrane. Gene Ontology annotation, biological process: protein import into peroxisome matrix, docking. Gene Ontology annotation, molecular function: protein binding. The record is from RefSeq and is a predicted model, not a curated record. Lineage: Eukaryota; Metazoa; Chordata; Actinopteri; Acipenseriformes; Polyodontidae.